UCAGUGGAGCUGCAGCUCAGAGGUGGAUAAAGUUCGUCUCCACGUUGGAAGUGAUAGAAAGUAUUAUCCCAAUCCGGGCACCGUUUCCUGCGUUUAGGUAGGAGGAUCAAUCAAAGAAGGAUACUUUGUGUGGAAUUCCGCUGCGUUUUUGGCGGGGAAAUCGGUUACUUUAACCGACGAUCGCGCGGUUAGCGAGGAAAAAGUUUUCUCGGGACACCAAGUUGUCAAGUGAUUGGAACUUCCAACAAAAGGCGGACUCUUGUCACAAGGCUGGGGACUCGGAAGUCAUAUGUAAAUUUGACAGUUAAAAGGUGAGAAAGCAUCUUUUUUUUUAAAGCGAUUUAAACUUAAUGUCCGGGAAAAUGGAAGCGACGUUUUACGACGACGCCGUGAAUGCGUCAAACAACUCUCAACACGACGGGACGAGGGUGUACGGCUUCAACGCGAAAACCCUCAAGCAGUCUAUGACUCUCAAUCUGAACGACCCGAAAAACUUUAAACCUCAGCUGGGCCCCAAGGCCUUGGAUAUCCUCACGUCCCCGGACGUGGGUUUGCUCAAACUGGCCUCGCCGGAACUGGAGAGGUUGAUCAUCCAGUCCUGCACCGGCUUGACGACUCCCACGCCGACGCAGUUCGUCUGUCCCAAGAACAUCACAGACGAGCAGGAGGGUUUUGCGGAAGGUUUUGCGAAGGCUCUGGCUGAGCUCCACUACCAGCAGAUGAGCACCGCGCCCCCGGAGGCGCAGACCACCGGCAUUGCAUCCGGCGCAGCUGCGUCCGACAGCGGUGAGAACCAGUACAGCUGCACGGUGCGCCCGGAGCCUCCGGAGUACACCAACCUGUCCUCCUUCAACCGAGCCUCACUGGCCUCAUCUUCAUCUGCCAACGACAGACACCCACCGGCGUGUUACCAGGGACCUCCAGCGGCUCCCCAUGUGGAGCACUCUCGCCUCCGCUCCCUGAAGGAGGAACCGCAGACGGUGCCUGAGAUGCCCGGUGAGACGCCACCACUCUCCCCAAUUGACAUGGAGAGCCAGGAGCGCAUCAAAGCAGAGAGGAAGCGUAUGAGGAACCGAGUGGCUGCUUCCAAGUGCCGAAAGAGGAAGUUGGAGAGGAUAUCUCGUCUGGAGGACAGGGUGAAGAACCUCAAGAGCCAGAAUACGGAGCUGGUGUCUUCUGCCAAUGUUCUGCGGGACGAGUUGGCGCUGCUUAAACAGAAGGUCAUGGACCAUGUCAACAGCGGCUGCCAGCUCAUCCUGACACAGCAGCUCCAGGCCUUCUAGGCUCCCCCAGGGGGGGUGGGGGCGACUUGGGACCAAACUACUCCAAGUGGCCUGAAAGUUGUUGAUGAAAGCGGUCGUCAGCUCAGGCACUUCCUGCUAACUUUCUGCAGAAAGAAAGUAGUGACUUUGAAACGUUCAUGAAUGACACGGAACACUCAGAGGAAAAACAUCACAUCCUUGUGUCACAUACUGGGGGUGGGCAAUAUCGAUACGAUACCAAGUACCAGUGCCAGUAUUGCCAAUACUUUUUUACUUGAAAUACUUCAAAAACAAGAAUGCAAAAUAAGGUUACAAAAUCAUUUGACUUUGUUGGAUUAACAUCUACAAAAAAAAUAGUGAAAAUAACAAGAACUGAAAUAUCACUCAGAUACCAGCACUACCUUCGGUAUCAAUACUGCCAUCGAUCACCCCCCAAUCAUAUCUUUUUAUACUAGUCCAUCCAAUACUGAUGUCGGAGCAUCUGGUCAUGACCUAUGAUGUCAAACAGGUUGCAAUAAAAAUCAUUUUAGACACGCACUUGUACAGAAACACUAACAUUGUCACCUUUACGCUCAGGUGUGAAGCACUGACUUAACCUGCCUUACUUUUAAUCCUCGCAGUGAUGCAACUUUUGGGAUACAGGUGUAACCAAUGUUAGACAUUAAGUCAUGUUUAUAUGUUGUUGUUUUUUUUUGAGCACUUCACAAUUGUACAUAUGAGAAAAUAAAACAUUAGACACAA
Messenger RNA from Doryrhamphus excisus (bluestripe pipefish), 2003 nucleotides. RefSeq names its product transcription factor Jun-like. Gene Ontology annotation, biological process: regulation of cell cycle; regulation of transcription by RNA polymerase II; regulation of cell population proliferation. Gene Ontology annotation, cellular component: transcription regulator complex. The record is from RefSeq and is a predicted model, not a curated record. NCBI's taxonomy places the organism in Eukaryota, Metazoa, Chordata, Actinopteri, Syngnathiformes, Syngnathidae. Gene Ontology annotation, molecular function: DNA-binding transcription factor activity, RNA polymerase II-specific; RNA polymerase II cis-regulatory region sequence-specific DNA binding; transcription factor binding.